This is a messenger RNA of Lachancea thermotolerans CBS 6340, 1497 nucleotides long. It is a transcript of the gene YCK2, whose product is annotated as serine/threonine protein kinase YCK2. The record is from RefSeq and is a predicted model, not a curated record. Lineage: Eukaryota; Fungi; Ascomycota; Saccharomycetes; Saccharomycetales; Saccharomycetaceae. Gene Ontology annotation, cellular component: nucleus; cytoplasm. Gene Ontology annotation, molecular function: ATP binding; protein serine/threonine kinase activity. Gene Ontology annotation, biological process: signal transduction; endocytosis; peptidyl-serine phosphorylation. The coding region runs from base 1 to 1497 and encodes 498 amino acids. The transcript has a single exon.
AUGAACGGCGCUUCAGCCUCCGCCUCCCAGCAUGUACUGGGAUCCUCUGCGUCAUCCACGGCCCGCGAUGACUCAACCAUCGUAGGCCUCCACUACCGAAUUGGCAAAAAGAUUGGAGAGGGGUCCUUCGGCGUGCUAUUCGAGGGCACCAACAUGAUCAACGGCGUGCCUGUCGCGAUCAAGUUUGAGCCACGCAAGUCCGAGGCUCCCCAGCUCAAAGACGAGUACCGCACCUACAAAAUUUUAGCGGGCACUCCCGGCAUCCCUCAGGCGUACUACUUUGGCCAAGAGGGCUUGCAUAACAUUCUGGUCAUCGACCUCCUGGGCCCUUCCCUCGAGGAUCUCUUUGACUGGUGUGGACGUCGCUUUUCCGUCAAGACUGUGGUGCAGGUUGCUGUGCAAAUGAUUACGUUGAUCGAAGAUUUACACACUCAUGACUUGAUAUAUCGUGAUAUCAAACCGGACAACUUCUUGAUCGGUCGUCCCGGUACUCCUGACGAAAACAAAGUGCACUUGAUCGACUUCGGUAUGGCCAAACAAUACAGGGACCCAAAGACUAAACAACAUAUUCCAUACAGAGAAAAGAAGUCCCUCAGCGGCACUGCGCGGUACAUGUCAAUAAACACACACCUGGGGCGUGAGCAAUCGCGUAGAGACGACAUGGAGGCCCUGGGCCAUGUCUUUUUCUACUUUCUGAGAGGCCAGCUUCCAUGGCAAGGUUUGAAGGCGCCAAACAACAAGCAGAAAUACGAAAAAAUUGGCGAGAAAAAGAGGGUUACCAAUGUUUACGAUCUUGCUCAGGGUCUCCCUGUCCAGUUUGGUCGGUACUUGGAAGUCGUCAGAAGCCUGGCGUUCGAAGAAACUCCAGACUACGAAGGAUACAGAAAGCUGUUCCUUUCUAUCUUGGAUGACAUGGACAACCAAGCCGAUGGCGAGUAUGACUGGAUGAAGCUCAACGGCGGCCGCGGCUGGGAUUUGAACAUUAACAAGAAGCCCAACCUACAUGGCUACGGUCACCCAAACCCUCCUAACGACAAAAACAGGAGGCAUAGGAACAAGUACGCCCAAGGCCAGGGCAUGGACCCCCAGCAACAGCUACGUUACCAACAGCAGCAACUUCUGCACCAGCAGCAGCAGCAGCAGCAGCAGCAGCAGCAGCAACAACAACAACAACAACAGCAACAGCAACAACAGAGACAACAACAGCUGCAAUCACAACAGCAGAUAUCGCAGCAGCAAAGACUUGAUCCAACCUCAUACGAGGCUUAUCAACAACAGACGCAGCAGAAGUACGCUCAACAGCAACAGAAGCUGCAACAGCAGAGCCGUGUUCACAGCUACAACCAGCAUGCUCCACAGCAACAACCCAACCUCUACGGGGCCCAACAACCCCCAACGGUGAAACAGCACGCCCAGCCGCCCAACAAGGUGGCCGCUACCGACGGAAAGUCUGUGUCGUCUGGAAAGGGUUUCUUUUCGAAACUGGGCUGCUGUUAA